Molecule: messenger RNA, 362 nt
Organism: Cherax quadricarinatus
Lineage: Eukaryota; Metazoa; Arthropoda; Malacostraca; Decapoda; Parastacidae
Source: RefSeq, a predicted model, not a curated record
UGGGCAAGAUGGGCAUGUUGGGAUCAACCAUACCUGGCUAUGGAUGCCCUGGGGUCUCCUCUGUUGCAUAUGGUCUUAUUGCUCGAGAAGUGGAGAGGGUAGAUUCUUCUUACAGAUCUGCAAUGUCUGUCCAGUCAUCACUUGUCAUGUACCCCAUCUGGGAAUUUGGCACAGAAGAACUUAGAUUGAAAUACCUUCCCAAACUUGGUAAGAUGAUACUAUACUGUAUUUAUGUUUUUGGUUAUGUGCUAGAAGUAAAACACCUGCCAUAUUUGAUUGAGUGUAGGCCGAAGUUUGGUGGCCAAUUUAUGGGCAAAAAAGUAGGAUGUCUAUUCAUACAUGGGUAAUAUUUUUGUACUUAC